Molecule: messenger RNA, 855 nt
Organism: Nezara viridula (southern green stink bug)
Lineage: Eukaryota; Metazoa; Arthropoda; Insecta; Hemiptera; Pentatomidae
Source: the annotation of a GenBank genome assembly
AUGGCUGAUGAAAUUGCAUCAGCAAUGGAGCAGGAAAUGGUGGAAGAACAGGCUAUAAAGUGCCCAAGGCCUUCAGCAAAGAGGCAAAGGAAAGGAUCUCCAGACGCCCGAGAAGAAACAGAUAAAGAACGCGUAGACGAUAGUCUUCUGCAAGAUGCACGUAGAAUCAAAGAAAACAUCAGGGUCUACAUGAACGCAACAGACAGGAACGUGAGUGCGAAGGUACAAAAGCACGUUAAUGGGAAAAUUCAGCAGUUAAUAGAUAUAAUGGAGACAAUAUAUGAUAAGAACUAUGAAAAAACGUUUUUAGUACAACGUGUGGUAAAGGACACAUUAGCUUCCUCUGAAAUGUAUGAUAUCAUAGUAAAUGCAUUAGUGGAAAAAGCAGUACCUAUGGUUAUCGAGGGACUCAAGUCGGAAAGUAAAACCAUACAAAGACCACUGUCAGAACCUCAGACAUCUCGGGAGUUUCCAUGCGUUAAAGAACAACCGCUAUUAGCCGAUGCCCACGCUAUUAUUGAGACCACGGAGAAGGAAUGUUUCCAGGAACGAGGGUCAAUAUCCUUGAAGACGCCAAAUAAGGAAGGCAGACCCUUCCCAAGGACCGCUGAAGAUAUAUUGGCCAAGGGAUCAUUCCGGGCCGCUGAUUUGGGUAAAGCCAUUCGUUGGGACAUAACGACCAGGGAACCUAACUCAUUGACCGCCACCGCAAACUGUUCACAGGUGCUUCCUCCAGUCAGCCCUGACAGUCAGGCAAUCGAUGAACGGAUUUGGUUGCGGUUUGGAACCGUUGGUAUAUCUCGACCACACAUCAGCCGGUUUGUCCACUACCUUUUAUCUAUUCACCUUCCAUAG